AUGGAGCAGCCGGCCUUUAUCUUCUUGAAUAUGACAGACGCGGCUACUCUCUCCCCGCCGGCUGCGAAGCGAAUGAGGGCGCAUAUCACGAAAACCAACUUCGCCAAACGGCGCCAGCAUGCUCCGCCGACCAGAGCAGAACAGAGAGAACAGAGAAAAGAUCAAUCGCGGCUGCUGAGCGAGAGCGAAACGCCCGCCAGCAAUCAGAACAUCACUAUAUCGUCAACCAUCCCCACUGACCCCAAUUCAGCUCGUGGUACAACGAUUUUCCACAAGCUUCAAGAACUAGUCUUUCUAGAAGGCAGACACUCGCCAGGCAGCGCAAGGGAAGCGGCAUGGUUUAAUCUUAUUUCCUCAGACCCAGUGCUAACCGAAGCGACACUGGCGGUGGCGGUACGGCACUGGUCCCCCAGCGCCCCAUGGCAGUUGAAAGCAUAUCGGCACUCAUAUGAAGCGGUCCAUCUUAUCAACCAGCGAAUCAUGUCGACGGGGACACGGACGGACGGUGUCCUCGGCGCAGUCACCACCCUAGCAUUCGGGGCGACCCUGGAACAGGAUGACGUGGCCUGGAAUAUUCAUGUCAUUGGUCUCGCGCAUAUGAUCAAAGACAGAAAAUCUCGCAGCAUGAAGCCGCCGCCAUCAUGGAUGACAAAUUUGAUUGUCCAAGACUCCGUCAAUGCCAUCUUCAAUUUCCCACGACUGUAUCAUGAGCACAUUGUCGAAGCCUUGAUUGAUUACGAUGACCAGAGAAUCCCCAUAAUCAAAAGAAUAUGUGACAGUGUGAUCCAGCUACAGGAAAUGAUCGAGUCCCAUCAUCAACACCAAUUUGAUCCAACUUCGGUGGCCCGAGAGAUCGAGGAGCCACUGUCCCAGCUGCAUUACGAAGUACGGGCUCUCCGAGCCACCGACGAUGUAUAUGUCCAGGCCACCGCGCGAGCGAUCGAACUGGUGCUCUAUCUCCUCUGGCCAUCGCAGUCGGGAGCUCACUUAACCCUCCUUGCUGGGGAACUGAAAGAAGCAAUAUGUCGAUUUCCGAUCAAAGGCUGCUCCUACAUGAAUUUUACUUCCUUUCCGCUGAUGAUUGGGGCUAUUGCUGCCGACAAGGACUCGCUCCCUAGGGCAUGGUUUGUUGACCGAUUGACCCGGGAAGUACGAGCGAUGCAGUUGCGUGGGUGGAACAGACCACUUAGCCUCCUGCAAAACAAGUAUAAUAAUAACAACUCCACUCUUAUGGGGCGAUUUAAAGCUCUCUGGCAGGAAUUAUACUAUGUCGCUAAUGAGCUUAAGGAUUGA
Molecule: messenger RNA, 1293 nt
Organism: Penicillium vulpinum
Lineage: Eukaryota; Fungi; Ascomycota; Eurotiomycetes; Eurotiales; Aspergillaceae
Exons: 3
Coding region: 1-1293 (430 amino acids)
Source: RefSeq, a predicted model, not a curated record